Engraulis encrasicolus (European anchovy) is the source of this 2176-nucleotide messenger RNA. RefSeq names its product tweety homolog 2, like (gene ttyh2l). The transcript has 15 exons. Gene Ontology annotation, cellular component: plasma membrane. Lineage: Eukaryota; Metazoa; Chordata; Actinopteri; Clupeiformes; Engraulidae. Gene Ontology annotation, molecular function: intracellularly calcium-gated chloride channel activity; volume-sensitive chloride channel activity. The coding region runs from base 289 to 1884 and encodes 531 amino acids. The record is from RefSeq and is a predicted model, not a curated record.
GCCAGUCUCGUAAAAAGUCAGCGGGCUACCGUGCGACCUGUAGACUGAACUUGAAACAUGGACCUAAAGAAUCGAUUGUGGUGUUAUGUCUGGCUUUGAGCGCACACAGCCGGGGGAAAUACUUUUCUGUAGUGUUUCCCUUAUCGCGUUUACAACAGUUGUCAUAUGGUGUUGUCUUGUCCAUCUUGGGAUUUUUUUGAAGACGGAUUACUUGAGGGGCUGAGAUAACGUCCAGACCAUUGAUAGCCAGGUCGUGUGUAACCCGAAAAAACUUCCACUGAGGCUGAGAUGGCUUUUUCACGACAGGACUACAUUGCCCCAUGGUGGACCUACUGGCUGCACAAUUUCCCUCAUCUCAACUUGAAUUUCAAGCCCGUUGACAACACAUUCAGACCGGAGGAGACGAGCUACCAGCAGUCCCUAAUCUUCCUGGCGUGUGUUUCUGCGGUGGGGCUGGGUGUUAGCCUGGUGGUGUUGGCGCUGUACCUGAGCUGUCUGUGCUGCUGUCGGAAGGAGGAGGAGGAGGAGACCAAGCGGCCAGACUCCUGCUGCGUCACCUGGGCCGCAGUCAUCACCGGCCUGGUCAUCUGCUCAGCUGUCGGGGUUGGUUUCUACGGCAACAGCGAAACCAACGACGGGGUGUACCAGCUCACCUACUCCCUCUACAAUGCCAAUCAGACCGUGAGUGGCAUCGACAAUUUGGUGAGCGACUCUCUGAACAGCAUGCAGGUGGGGCUGGAGGAACACCUGGCUCGGCUGGACGAGAUCUUCUCCACGCGCGGCGACUACGGCCAGACGCUGCGCUUCAUGCGGCAGAUGGCAGACAACAUCAUCCGGCAGCUCAUCACCCUGCCGGACAUCAGCCGCGCCAAGGUGGACCUGGCAACCGUAGCCGAGCAGACGGCGUUUGUGGAGUACUACAGGUGGCUAACGUACCUGCUCCUACUUAUCCUGGACCUGGUCAUCUGCCUAUUGGCUUGUGCUGGCCUUGCCAAGCAGUCAAGAUGGCUACUCAUUUUGAUCAUGGUAUUUGGAGUGCUGACACUGAUCCUCAGUUGGGUGUCUCUGGGAGCGGGUACUGCCACCGCCGUGGGUACCAGUGAUUUCUGUGUAACUCCAGACAAGUUCAUUGUGAACAAUACCAGAGACUUUCUCAGUGCAGAUAUUGCCCACUACUACCUGUACUGCAGCCAGUCUCUCCCCAACCCCUUCCAGCAGUCUUUGACCACCUUCCAGAGGUCCCUGACCACCAUGCAGAUCCAGGUCCAGGGCUUGCUGCAGUUCUCCCUGCCCAUCUUCCCCACCGCCGAGAGGGACCUGCUGGGUAUCCAGCGUCUGCUGAACUCCACCGAGUUCAACCUGCACCAGCUCACAGCCAGCCUGGACUGCCGCAGCCUUCACAAGGACUACCUGGAUGCCCUGCUGGGCUUGUGCUAUGACGGGGUGGAGGGCAUGCUCUACCUGUGCCUGUUCUCCCUGCUGACGGGCAGUGCCUUUUGUGCCAUGCUCUGCGCCGUGCCCCGUGCCUGGACCCUCAUCGCCAGCAGGGAGCGGGACUAUGACGACAUCGACGAGGAGGACCCCUUCAACCCGCAGACGCGGCGCGGCACGGCGGCCUUCAACCCCAACCGCAGCAACAUCCACAGCUUCUGCAGCUACACCAGCAGCCUGAGCAGCCAGACCAGCCUGCACCCACAGCCAGCGCAGCCCAGCGCCAGCGCCACCACCUCCGAGUACAUGAACCAGUCUAUCCUGUUUGGAGGAAAUCCUCGAUACGAGAACGUCCCUCUGAUCGGGCGGGGGUCUCCACCUCCCUCAUUUUAUCCCCAGACUUUUAAAAACAUAUUCUCCCAGUAUGAGGACCACCUACCUAUCUAUGACUGAUGCCCAGAUCAGACACUUUGGGAACGACUUCCAGAUAUGACGAACCCCUUGACGACUGCUUACCAUGGCCGCCAUUAUUCCUCCCAGCUCAUAGUCGGCACGUGGUGGAUGCUGGUGUCACCGGUGGAAGGGGCAUGAUGACAAGGUGUCUUGCAGGGGACUUUGUAAUCCUGCCUGCUUACCUGCCUCUCCAUUCGCUGCCAUGGGACAGUGGGUGGGGAAAGACGCUGAUUUAUCAGCUUUAUGGGAUCCAAGAACACAGGUGGGGGUGGGGAUAUGGGUCAGACGGGGA